Pestalotiopsis fici W106-1 is the source of this 2661-nucleotide messenger RNA. RefSeq names its product Glycogen phosphorylase. The transcript has 6 exons. The record is from RefSeq and is a predicted model, not a curated record. NCBI's taxonomy places the organism in Eukaryota, Fungi, Ascomycota, Sordariomycetes, Amphisphaeriales, Sporocadaceae. Gene Ontology annotation, biological process: glycogen catabolic process. Gene Ontology annotation, molecular function: pyridoxal phosphate binding; glycogen phosphorylase activity. Gene Ontology annotation, cellular component: cytoplasm. The coding region runs from base 1 to 2661 and encodes 886 amino acids.
AUGGCCACCGAACAGCCUCAACGGGUUCCCCUGAGGGAGCGCAGGCCUUCGACGUCGGCUCCGAUUGUAGAUAUUGUCGGUUCCGUCGGCCCUGAAGGAAUAUCUCGGCCGAAGCACAAGAGAACCUAUACUGGCUUUGGUGCCAACGAUGCUCAGAAUGUGGAAGCGUCCAUCCCCGAACCUCAGCGAGAGGCUUGGACCAAGCAUCAAGUACAGGGUUUCACAGACAAGGACGGGUUCGAGAAAGAGGUUGUCCGUCAUGUUGAAACCACACUCGCUCGCAGCUUGUACAACUGUGACGAGGGCGCUGCCUAUUCGGCUGCCGCACUAGCCUUCCGUGAUCGCCUCAUCACGAACUGGAACAAGACGCAGCAGCGUCAGACUUUUGCUGACAGCAAGCGUGUUUACUACCUCAGUCUCGAGUUCCUAAUGGGUCGUGCCAUGGACAAUGCCAUGUUGAAUCUUGGCCUAAAGAAUGUGGCAAAAGAUGGCAUGCAGGAUCUCGGUUUCCGUAUCGAGGAUAUCAUCGGACAGGAGCACGACGCUGCUCUUGGUAACGGCGGUCUCGGUCGCUUGGCUGCAUGUUUCCUCGACAGUCUUGCAUCCCUCGACUAUCCCGCUUGGGGCUACGGUCUGCGAUACAGAUAUGGUAUCUUCAAGCAGGAAAUCAUCAAUGGCUACCAAGUCGAGGUUCCAGACUAUUGGUUGGACUUCAACCCAUGGGAAUUCCCCCGCCACGAUGUCACAGUGGAUAUACAAUUCUACGGCAAUGUCCGCAAAUCACAGGAUGAAAAUGGCAAGUCCGUCGCUCAUUGGGAGGGAGGCGAGAUCGUCACGGCCGUCGCCUACGAUGUUCCGAUUCCAGGCUAUGCAACUCCAUCCACCAACAAUUUGCGGCUCUGGUCCAGCAAGGCUUCCAGUGGCGAGUUCGACUUUCAAAAAUUCAACAAUGGAGACUAUGAGAGUUCGGUCGCCGACCAGCAGAGAGCCGAGACCAUCAGCGCAGUCCUAUACCCCAAUGACAACCUCGAGCGGGGCAAGGAGUUGCGCCUCAAGCAGCAAUACUUUUGGGUAGCAGCCUCUCUGCACGACAUUGUACGCAGAUUCAAAAAGUCAAAGCGCGCUUGGAAGGAAUUUCCGGAUCAGGUUGCUAUCCAGCUAAAUGAUACGCACCCAACGUUGGCCAUUGUUGAACUCCAGAGAAUCUUGGUCGACAAGGAGAACCUCGAAUGGGAUGAGGCCUGGGAGAUUGUCACGUCCACUUUUGGCUACACAAACCACACCGUUCUUCCAGAAGCUCUGGAGAAAUGGUCAGUUGGCUUGUUCCAACACCUACUCCCGCGCCAUCUGCAAAUCAUUUAUGACAUUAAUCUGUUCUUCCUCCAGAGCGUAGAGAAGAAAUUCCCCAAAGAUCACGACUUGCUUUCAAGAGUGUCCAUCAUUGAGGAGUCACAAGUCAAGAUGGUUCGCAUGGCAUAUCUUGCAAUCAUUGGAUCACACAAGGUCAAUGGUGUCGCUGAACUCCACUCUGAUCUUAUCCAAACAACCAUUUUCCGAGACUUUGUCACCAUCUUUGGCGCUGACAAGUUCACAAAUGUAACAAAUGGCAUCACUCCGCGAAGAUGGCUGCACCAAGCGAACCCAAGAUUGUCAGAGUUGAUUGCAAGCAAGACUGGCGGCUAUGAUUUCCUCAAGGACCUCACCCUUCUCAACCAGAUUGAGCAGUACGCAGGAGACAAGGAAUUCAGAAAAGAAUGGGCCGAGAUCAAGUACGCCAACAAGGUUCGCUUGGCAAAGUACAUCAAGAGUACCCUGGACGUCACGGUCAACCCGGCAGCACUCUUUGAUGUACAAGUCAAGAGAAUCCACGAGUACAAGCGCCAACAACUCAACAUCUUUGGCGUCAUUCACCGCUACCUAGCACUAAAGGCCAUGAGUCCGGAAGAGAGAAAGAAGCAGCUUCCACGUGUCUCCAUAUUUGGUGGAAAGGCAGCUCCCGGAUACUGGAUGGCAAAGCAGAUCAUUCACUUGAUCAACAAUGUCGGCGCCGUUGUCAACAAUGACCCUGAUAUCGGUGACCAGCUCAAGGUCAUCUUCCUGGAGGACUACAAUGUCAGCAAGGCCGAGAUGAUUAUUCCUGCCAACGAUAUCAGUGAACACAUUUCAACUGCAGGUACAGAGGCCUCUGGCACCAGCAACAUGAAGUUUGUUCUGAAUGGUGGUCUCAUCAUUGGUACCUGCGAUGGUGCAAAUAUUGAAAUCACCCGCGAAGUUGGCCAGGAGAAUAUCUUCCUCUUUGGCACCUUGUCUGAGGAUGUCGAGGAUUUACGACACCAACACAACUAUAGCAAUCACUCGAUAGACUCAAACCUUUCCAAGGUGUUUGAAGCAAUCCAGAGCGGCAAGUUCGGUGAGCCCAAUGACUUUGGUGCCAUGAUAUCUGCCGUCCGCGACCAUGGUGACUACUACUUGGUGUCGGACGAUUUCGAGAGUUAUCUUGAUACCCAGAAGAUGGUGGACACGGAGUAUCGCAACCAGGAUGAGUGGAUUGCCAAGUGCAUCCGCAGCGUCGCCAGAAUGGGCUUCUUCAGCUCUGACAGAUGCAUCAAUGAAUACGCCGAGGGUAUCUGGAACGUGGAACCACUGGUUGUCAAGAACUGA